Ciona intestinalis (vase tunicate) is the source of this 3561-nucleotide messenger RNA. Lineage: Eukaryota; Metazoa; Chordata; Ascidiacea; Phlebobranchia; Cionidae. The record is from RefSeq.
CAGAGAACUUAUACUGAUAUGCUAUGUAAUUGACUAUUACAGUGUAUAGUGUGUUCUACCAGCUUAAUUGUAUUACUAUGUAUUUUACGUUAAUGAUGCAUCAGUAUAUUCUCUGCAUUACAAUUUGGUGUAAAAGUAAGGUAUUUAGAUAGCAUAAAUCAGAAGCAACGUGCCGCCGUACGAUCCUAGACUAGAAUAGUUACAAGCAAAUUAUGUUUUGGUCCACUAAGUAUAAACUGUGUGCAUCGUGUUUAGGUAAUUUCACCUUGCUAGAUGCGUACACUUUGUCAUAAUGAAUAUAAAACGUAAUAAUGUUAAGUUGUCAGUAUAAUAAUCAAAUAAAGCACGGUCCUGAAUGGGGCAAGAGCAAAUUAGCAGGACCGACCUACUUAUCAAUCUCCACACACAAAACACUUUGGUGGUAAAAAUAGAGAAGCUGUGUUUGCAGUUUUUAAAAAAUUGAAUGAGCUAACAGUUGGGUUGUAAAAAAAUCAAAUAAUAUAAAAUAUAAUGCUAAUAUCACUAUUAGUAAUAUGCACACUAUAGCUAAAUAAAAAAUGCUGUUUUUUUAGGUUACCUUCUGCCUCGUACACACACGCGUGCGCGCGCCAGAACACGCACAUGUACUUUACAAAGGGUAAACAAACUUUAAGGGCUACUAUUUAUUAGCACGCGAUGUUUUGUAAAGUCGUAUGGUUAAAAUGAUCUGGAACUGUAAAUAAUGUGCGAUCAGCAAGUUCCUCACCACAAAAUAGCACAGGAUAAACUAAGAAUGGAUCCGGGGGGGAAUGAACAGCCGUCCAAUAACCAGAAGUCAACAGAAGAGGAUCUUUCAUUCGCUGAUGACUUGUUGCUGACGGAUUUACAUCUCUUGAACGAAUCCUGGUUUGGAGACGGAUCCAGUAGUAAAAAUGACGAUCAGUUCGUACCGGAAGUGGAAAAUCUGGUUCCUUUGGAAAACUCGAGUAGCAGAGAAUCUAAGGUACCAGAGCUCAACCAUCCAACAGCUCCCGUUGACUCUGUUUUUGUUCCGGAUUUUUCCUCUCCGUCGGCGGCUAUCCAAUCUUCGGAGGGUGGUUGGGGACUCCGACAUACAUCCGGGUACACCGACGACGAUGACCGACAACUCAUCACUCCCGAGUUAGAUGACAUUCAACCUUCCUUGAGUGAAUUUAGUGGGGAUUUCCCAAGUUGUUUCGUACAAGGUAGCAAUAAUAGACAAAGCAUUGAACCGCCGGCCUCCGUCGUACAAAGUAUCGACUCAAGAUCUGUUUCGUCUCUGCCUAAUAAUGUUGAAUGGAACUCACGCUUUGAUACUUCACAGACACAAUAUGAUCAAUCCAUCAUUUCUACCAAUUGGUGUGAACGUGAUGACCAAACUAGUCGAGAAACGAGCGUUAUUGAUGGAUUUUACAGUCGAAAGGGAAACGAAACAGCAGCCUCAACCUUUGCUACAGGGUAUGGCAAACUAAAUCAUUACACCAAACAUCCAUUGGGCAAGCCAUAUAACAUCGUUAAUGAUCCAAACUACGUCGCAUGUGGCAAUGGUGAUACAACAACACAACAUAGACAACCAAUACUUCACACUGAAGCUUCCACGCAAGACUUUCGUGCACCGCAUAUAGACGAAAAAACAGAACCUCCACCAUUGAGCCACUACCCAGCAAUUAGUUACAACUCAUAUAACACUUAUCAACGUUUUAACUACCCUAACCAAGGGCGUCACAAUUCGUUAACGAACAUUGACAAUAACCAUACUGUCUACCCGGGUGACAGUCGACUUCGAAUGUCAAGUUGUCCCGAAAAUCUUGAAAAAAUUCUGCCCACAAAUCCUCCCGAUGACACGAUGAACCAACAAUUUCGUCAUAAACUCGGCAAUGCGUCUUCCUUUGCUGAAGGUCCGCCAGAGUUCCAAUUUCGGUCGCCGGCACCAGGAGCCCCGCCGCGCAAACCAGAAGAUUCUUUUCCAAAGCGAUACCUGGAGCAAGAAAUUGUUUCUGCUUCGUCUAUGUACAGUAAAAUUGGAACAAGAAUGCGUCCAACGUCAGAAUGCUUUAACAGUUGCAAGCAUCAAUCACAAAGCAUUGUCCCACAACAAUAUCUUGUCCGUUCUGCUUCUCUGGACCGAAAAAGUAGAACGAUGGUGAACCAAUCGUCAGAUCACGUUGGCAACCAACAGGCUCUAGUUCGGCAAAAUUCAGCCCCUGUUUCGUUGAAAAAAGAUAUUGACACACAACAUGUCCCAAAUCAGAAGACAGUUGUUCAACCUUGCUCUUUAACACACAUUGCUGGUACAUCAAACAUAAAAGUUGAACCAAAUGAAGAAGAUGGUUUUUCUCUGGAAGUUUCACAACGGGACAAACACCCAUCUUCUUCGUUAGUUGGAAACCCAGAAACACAAACCUGGAAUAAUGGAAACAAAGCACACCAAGCCAGUAGUUACCGACGGUUCAGUGUUAACUCUUGCAUACCACCGUCACCACAUCCCACAACUAAUGCUGAACCCGGGCAAAUUUGUAAUCCUCAUCUCAACAAAGUUAAGCAAGAAGUAUUUUUUGACGAAGCAUGUGUACCUGACCAUGAUGUUGUAAAUAUUUCAAAUGAAAUUAGAGAUCCUAUAACAUAUGGAAGACGAGGAAGUUUACAACUUUGGCAGUUUUUGGUUUCUCUUCUUGAAGAUCCUUCGAAUAAUCAGCAAGUUAUUGCAUGGACUGGACGGGGGUUGGAAUUUAAGUUGGUUGAACCAGAAGAGGUUGCUAGAAGAUGGGGUGUGCAGAAAAACCGCCCUGCUAUGAAUUACGAUAAGCUGAGCCGCUCAUUAAGAUAUUAUUACGAGAAAGGAAUUAUGCAGAAGGUUGCUGGAGAAAGAUAUGUGUACAAGUUUGUUUGUGAACCAGAAGCUUUGUUUUCAAUGGCAGGAUCUUUAGCACCAGACCGCUGCUUUCCACAUUGUCACAUGCUGCAUCUUGGGCAGCCACGUCAUACUUAUAUGCCACCCUUUCAUCAUCAUGAACCAUGCUACCCCAACCCCAUAUAUUAUCACAGCCCUUACAAUUUUUCACAACAGAGUUAUGCCCAAGCAAUCCAGAGAAACCCACAAUUCAUAAGGUCUUUAGAUCAGCAUAACCGUUUCAAAGUUGAAGAAAUAACUGAUGGAAGUUUUCCUAAAUCCAUUCCAAACAUUCCAUCUUUCCCACCUGAUGACCAAGCACAUAGCUCGUCUAAACAUGUUGCUAAUUAUCCUCCAAACUCCUUCAGCCAAGUUCGUGAACCAACAGUGGAUUAGUACAUACCACAAAGGCAGUGCAAUUUUAAGUAAGAGAUUUAUCAUUGCGUUUGCCUACUUUGCAUGAUGUAUUAAGAGAACUAGCGUUUAAAGUUUGUUUACAGAAUGGUGUGUUUUUAGUUUUAAAAGUUUCAAGAUCUUUAUUGUUUUAAGAUAUUUUUAUUUUACUAAGUAUACUACUUCUCAAUGUAUUAAUAUCAAGUCUUAUGUUUUAUCAUGCUGCCUUGUCCACCAUUGAUCAUGUUGAAGUAUAUAAAUAUACAUUCGUCAGCCAA